Messenger RNA from Harmonia axyridis, 2625 nucleotides. Its product is annotated as anoctamin-6-like. Gene Ontology annotation, cellular component: plasma membrane. The transcript is spliced from 15 exons. Gene Ontology annotation, molecular function: protein dimerization activity; chloride channel activity. The record is from RefSeq and is a predicted model, not a curated record. Gene Ontology annotation, biological process: chloride transmembrane transport. Lineage: Eukaryota; Metazoa; Arthropoda; Insecta; Coleoptera; Coccinellidae. The coding region runs from base 77 to 2500 and encodes 807 amino acids.
CGAGAUUUGAUAGUAUGACUUAUAAUCCGAAAAAUAUAAUUUGACAACGAAUUUCGAACUAUUCAAAUAGGUGAAAAUGGACGAAAAUUCAACUAGGGAAAAAUUCUUUCCCGACUUGUAUCUCAGAUCAGGUGGAAAACGCAUUGAUUAUGUCAUUGUCUUCAGUUACAGACAAGUGCUAAGUUCAGAGGCUGGACGAGACAGUUUGGCAUUAUACUUGGAGAAUUUGGCUGAUAAAGGCUUCCAUCUGGAACAGACUUAUCAUACGAAUGAUCGAGAUAUAGGCUUUGUAAAAAUACAUGUACCCCACGAUAUCCUAGUAGGCUAUGCUGAUGUGAUAAACAUAGAUCUGAUGUACAAGAUGACCUCCCUUUCUAUGGACCACAAAAUGUCUAUUUUUAAAUGUCGAAGGAACGCUUUGUCCUAUAACGAUGAAAGAAGUCCUUACUAUCAUAGAGCAAAAGAGACUAUUGGAAGAGAAUAUCCGAAAAGGAUGACCCAGGCAGAAAGGAUACUCAUUGCGUAUCACUUGCUACAAGAAGUUUCAUUCGGACCUGAUAUAUACGAUGUUAGUCUUCAACGUCUGCAACAUAGAGGGAUAGUCAUAGAUUCCUUAGCCCUGCAUGAGGGUCCCCCUGCCUUGACUUCCAAAGGACCCCUUACUGAUAGGCAGUUGCUGGCCUCUAAUUGGGGAGAUAUCGGAAACUUCCUCAAGGAACAACCUCUUGACGUGAUUCAGAAAUAUUUUGGCCCCGAGAUGGCCUUCUACUUCGACUUUGUCAGAUUCUGCGAUAAUAUGUUGAUCCUUGCAAUCGUGUGUGGCAUACUUUUUUUCAUUAUUGGAUACGCUCUGAAUUGGAGCUCUCUAUAUCAAGUAAGAGAUGAGGUGUGCCACAGUAAAGAAUAUUUGUGUGCAAAUUGCGAUCCUGAACUAUGCAAAUUGAUUCCCAUGAAGAACUUCUGCGCUUCUUUCGAAGAAAGUCAUAUCUACGAUAACGUUGGUACUUUUUGCUUGGGAAUUUUCAUGAGUCUCUGGGGAACGUUGUUUUUGGAACUGUGGACACGAAGAAAAAAUUUAAAUCUGGUCAGAUGGAAUCUGUCCAAUGUACAGUUGGACAUAUCAACAAGAAUAGGUUAUGAGGAGCAAACAGACGUACUGGAAUUAUCUCCGGUAACUAAAAAAUGGGAGCCUGCUAUGUCUAGAUUCUCUUUGUUUUGGAGAUACGCUGUAAUUGUCCUCAUUAUGCUAGCUCUAAUGUUCUUCGUACUCUUUUUCGUGGUGUUGUCGAUAAUGAUCAACAAAUUCAUUGGAAGACUUGGUCUCAAAUACAUUCGCAUAAAACUUUCUUCAAUUCAAAGAAGGUUCAUUGUGACCUGUCUUGGUUGUUUUAUACAGGUGAUAUUCAUCAUAAUUAUUGACAAGGUGACAUUGCCAGCUGUCCAAUUUAUGACUCACUUAGAAAACUGCAGAACACAAUUGGAUUAUGACAAUUCUUUCGUUAUGAAGUUAUGGAUAAUAAGUUUCGUAAAUGGAUUUGCAGCCAUUUUCUAUAGUGCAUUCAUCAAAGGCUUAUUUUAUACUGAUCCCAGUGAUCAAUCAAUAUAUUGGGAUUUUUCCUUCAAAGGAGAUCUGUGUGCACCGGCUGGUUGUAAUGUAGACCUUAUUUUUCUUUUGACCUUCAUUUUAGCUAUUCGGACCUUAUUUAUCAAAUGUAUCUUCAAAGUUUUCAUACCAAUCGUGAAAUAUAUUUUCUAUGAAAGGCUUAUCCCCUCAUUUGAAAGAAGACUACAAUGGGAGGAGGAUUAUGAUCUCGCAAGAGUUACGGAUUUGAGCAUAUUUCUUGAAUAUUUGGAAAUUGUGAAUCGACUGACCAUGGUUCUUUUCCUGACUUCAGUAUUCCCCUUUGUACCCCUCAUAACAUUCUUCUGCAACUAUGUAGAAGAGAGAGUAGAUGCUAACACUUAUGUGAAGUUACGAAGAAGACCCAUACCUAGAAAAGUGACUGGACUUGGGGUUUGGUCUUAUAUUAUCAAAUUUGUUGUAAUAUUUGGAGUUAUUAUAAACGCGCUCACAUCACUAUUGACAAAACGGUUCAUCCAUAUAUCUUAUUACCAUUAUCAACACAAUAGUAUAGACGGAUACUUGGACACAGUAUUCUCAAAAUUCGCUAUUGCCGAUUAUAAAUUUGAUGGAAUCAAACAUCAGGUUAACAACUUGACGUACUGUUUAUACCAUAGACCUUAUCGUUAUCCAUACAAUCAUGCAAAUAAAUAUGAAGAUAGCCCGGAGAAGUUUCCUCUUUUGGCCUUUACAGCAUGUUUCAUUGUUGUUUAUCAGCAUGUUGUCUUCCUCCUCUCAAUGUUGCUUGCCAAACUUAUUCCGGAUGUAUCUGAGGAUGUUCGGGAGCAUCUCCAUCAUCAGAGGUUACGAGACAGAAAUAUGAUACGAAAGCAUCGUCAAAAAAAUUUUCUGGAUAAAAGUGCCAACAAGCCGAAGUGAUAAGAUUGAUUUGUUCAAAUUGUAUCAUUCACAAUUUUGUGAUACCUUAUUAUAUUUUCUCUUGUGUCUUUUUUUUAUAUAUUUCAAGGAAAUAUAUUUAAUCUAGAAAUAAACUCGUUUCUAAA